GUGUCCCGUCGCCAGGCGCACAGACAGCAGGCAGCAGCUGCAGCAGCGAGAAGGACCCCGGCGCCGCUCCUCUGCACUCACACACGGCCUCAGUUACGACUCCUGUAGCUCCGAAACGCAAGAGACGAGCAACCAAACGCACCCAGCACAUCCGCCCCAAAAAUGGUAGACCGCGAGCAACUGGUGCAGAAAGCCCGGCUGGCCGAGCAGGCGGAGAGGUACGACGAUAUGGCAGCGGCCAUGAAAUCGGUGACGGAGCUGAACGAAGCACUAUCCAACGAGGAGAGGAACCUGCUCUCCGUGGCCUAUAAGAACGUGGUUGGGGCAAGGCGUUCAUCCUGGCGCGUCAUUUCCAGCAUUGAGCAGAAGACGUCCGCAGACGGUAACGAAAAGAAGAUCGAGAUGGUGCGCGCCUACCGGGAAAAGAUCGAGAAGGAGCUGGAGGCCGUCUGCCAGGACGUGCUCAACCUCCUCGACAACUUCCUGAUCAAGAACUGCAACGAGACGCAGCACGAGAGCAAAGUGUUCUACCUGAAGAUGAAGGGCGACUACUACCGCUACCUGGCCGAGGUGGCCACGGGGGAGAAGCGGGCCGCGGUGGUGGAGUCCUCCGAGAAGUCGUACAGCGAGGCCCACGAGAUCAGCAAGGAGCACAUGCAGCCCACCCAUCCCAUCCGCCUGGGCCUGGCUCUCAACUACUCAGUCUUCUACUAUGAGAUCCAGAACGCCCCGGAGCAGGCGUGCCAUCUGGCCAAGACCGCCUUCGACGACGCCAUCGCCGAGCUGGACACCCUGAACGAGGACUCCUACAAAGACUCCACUCUGAUCAUGCAGCUGCUACGAGAUAACUUGACGCUGUGGACGAGCGACCAGCAGGAUGACGAGGGAGGAGAGGCCAACAAUUAAAGAGUCCAAAACCUCAUUUCUGCCAAAAACAUGCGCGCUCACUAAUGACAAAAUAAUAAUACUAGUUCUUAGAAAUAAAAAAAGAGGGUGGGCUGGAGAGGGGGGGCGGUCGAGCGUUGGCAGCCAAUUCAGCCGAUGGUACCAACGUGGCUGCUGUUCUUUAUUUUUCAACAAAUUAAAACUGAAAAAAUAAUACUAUGUUGACCGAGGGAAGAAAUUUUUAGUUUGAGAGAUGACAUAGGAUUUACAAAAAAUAAAUAAAAAGAAUGAACCCCCCCUCCUUGGUAGCCUCCGCAGCGUUUGCCAAAAUACCACUUUAGAAGCAAGAGGUAUGUCAUUCAUCACAGUGUGACGAUUGAGUAAACACGCCUUCACACUGGCAGAGACUGGUCUCAUCGCGCAAAUGAAGCUGAGCUGUCUUAUUGUAUUUGGUGAGGGGAGGAGCAUUCGGAUAUUGAGUUUUCAAUGCUUGAGCAACCAGAAAAUCGGAGUAACCUUGAAUGUCGCGGCCUUGCUUAGCGAGAGAGAAAGACGUGGGUGAGAGAGAGAGAGAGAGUUGCGGAGAUGCAGGGCUUUUCUAGGGUCGUCAGCGGGACACCUGUAGUUGUACCGCACUAUCGUUGGGUGACAAACACGUUGACUCGGUUAUUGAGGAUGACAUUAAAAAAAGAAAAUAAUGAAAUAAAUUGUUUUUGUUUUGCUUUGUGUCAGGUACGUGUCCAGCUCGGCCACAGUCAUACUGUAACAAAAAAUACAAAUUUAUGAAGUAGACUUAUUGCAGCUUGUCCCUCUCAUGUACUGAUGUGCUUUGUUGAAUAAAUUAACAGUUUGUUGGAUGCCUAAUUCUUAUUGUCAGUAUUGCUGUUACAAUAACAGCUACCAUUGGCUACUUGGAAGAAAAAACGAUUUGAUUCGUAGUAAUCCAGAUUGCAAAAUUAAAUGAAUGGAAAUUUUAAAAAGAGAACCGAUUAAGCACACUAUCACAAGUCGACCCUUACUCUAGUUAUAAAACUCCAGUUAUAUGGUCUCCACAACAACCAGAAGGGUCUCUGAAACGGCCCUUUGAACCACAGACUUUAUUGGUGAACUCUGUGCAGAUUGUGGUCGGAGCACAUGCAAGUGGAAGCUCUAAAAGCAGAUGUGGGGUUUGUUGAUUUAAUUUGUCGGCAGUUUCUUCUUGGUCAAGAGAUGCACUUCCCUAUUAUACUGUUUCUUCAGUGUAACAUGAUAACUGCUCCAAUAUUCUCCAUAAUACAAUAUUGUGCAUGCUGGUGAUGUAUUUAUACAGUAGCUUCAAUUUAUUAACUUAUACUGUAGAUGUUAUGUAUUCAUAUGGACAUGAAAUUACUAGACUUAAUUGGAUUAUUUUCUAUUUAUUUCUUUUUAUUGCGAUCAUUAGCUAAACCUUACUUUAAUCUGUGUUUUCUUUACUCCAUUUGCUGAAGUACGCUAUACCAAAACAGUGAUUGUUGACAAUAAAUUGAUCUGUUACGGACA
This is a messenger RNA of Gasterosteus aculeatus aculeatus (three-spined stickleback), 2403 nucleotides long. RefSeq names its product 3-monooxygenase/tryptophan 5-monooxygenase activation protein, gamma polypeptide 1 (gene ywhag1). Lineage: Eukaryota; Metazoa; Chordata; Actinopteri; Perciformes; Gasterosteidae. The record is from RefSeq and is a predicted model, not a curated record.